Messenger RNA from Ochlerotatus camptorhynchus, 3551 nucleotides. RefSeq names its product Autophagy-related 7 (gene Atg7). Gene Ontology annotation, cellular component: cytoplasm; phagophore assembly site. Bases 10 to 1473 code for a protein of 487 amino acids. The record is from RefSeq and is a predicted model, not a curated record. Gene Ontology annotation, biological process: protein modification by small protein conjugation; piecemeal microautophagy of the nucleus; cellular response to nitrogen starvation. Lineage: Eukaryota; Metazoa; Arthropoda; Insecta; Diptera; Culicidae. The transcript has 8 exons. Gene Ontology annotation, molecular function: Atg8 activating enzyme activity; Atg12 activating enzyme activity.
UCAACAAUAAUGGAGUCCGGCAAAGAAAGGCAGUUGAAAUUUGUGCCACCAAAAUCGUUUGUUCAUCAAAGCUUUUGGUAUAAAUUGGCAGACAUUAAACUAAAUAUUGAUAAACUCCAGGAUUCGCCGAAGGAAGUGUACGCCGAAAAGAAUUAUACUGAGUACUCGAGAUUGCUCAUAGAAGUAGACUGUACUGCAUUUAAUAGGGAAUUAUCAACCUCGUCGAAAAAUUCCAAAUGUAAAGGUAUUCUUUUGAAUACAAACACUAUUGAGGAGUUUAGAAGCAAAGAUAAGAAUGAUCUUAUAAAACGCUUAAGUGAUGAUUAUUUCAACCAAUUACUUUCAAAGGAUAAACUUGAAAGCAGUUCCGAGCUGUUUUUCUUUCUACUGUUUUCGUUUGCGGAUUUUAAAGCACAUAAAUAUUACUACUGGUUUGCUUUUCCAGCUUUUCGAGAUAUAAUAUAUAAAUGUCGAAGUGAAUGCAAAUCUGUAUCUUCGAUUUUCUCGCAAGACUUACUUGAAAAAUUUGAAUUACAGUUAUGUACUUUUCGAAACAAAUUUUCUGAACCAGUAUUUAUUUUCGAUUCAAAAUCAGAUAUCAUAUUGAAAUUAUCUGAUCUUAUUCAUCAUGAUAAAAAAGACGAAAAUUUCAAAGACCUCGAUCUAACUUCGACUUACAUUUGUUGUGAUGAUCGCUCUGUUGAUCAAAAUCCUUGUUGGUUACUACGACAGUUAUUGGGUUAUUUGGUAUAUGUAUGUCCACUACUAGCAAACAAAGAAAUCAAAUGCAUCUGUCUUCGACAAAAGCUACAGACCAGUGUUGUCCUGCUCAUAAUAAUACCUUCUACGGAAACCAACAUAGAACAUAUCCUCUGGACUGGUUGGGAAGCGAAUAAAAACGGAAAGCUAGUACCACAAUUGGCUGACAUGUCCAAAGUUAUGGACCCUGAAAUCUUAGCUGAAAAAUCAAUAUCUUUGAACCUUACAUUAAUGAAGUGGAGACUGCUUCCUAGCCUAAAUAUAGAGAUAAUAAAUCAAAUGAAGUAUCUUCUGCUUGGUGCCGGUACACUGGGGUGCGGAGUUGCUCGUUCUUUAUUGGCAUGGGGAGCUCAAUAUAUUUCAUUUGUAGACUGUGGCAAGGUUUCAUUAUCCAAUCCAGUUCGUCAAAGUUUAUAUUUAUAUGAAGAUGCUAUUGAUGGUGGAAAACCCAAGGCUCUAACAGCUGCCAAGAGAUUGAAGCAGAUUAACCCAUGCGUUCUAUCUACCGGACAUUGGUUGAAAAUUCCUAUGCCAGGGCAUCCCGUCGGUGAAUCACAGUUUACUGAAACUAACGAAGCUCUAGAGAAUCUGGAAAACCUAAUCAAGGAACAUGAUGUGAUUUUCCUGCUGACUGAUUCGCGUGAAAGUCGUUGGCUACCAACAAUGCUGGCUGCAUAUCAUGAAAAGCGUUCACCAGUACAAAGAUAUGGAUAACCGAUUAGUUAUGACCCAAUGUAUUCAACCGAUAAAAAAUGAUGAUGCAAGGUGUAUAAAAAAGGAUCUGCGAAUUCUUUCAGAAAAUACCAAACAGAACUAAAACACGAUUGGAUAUUCCGGAGAUACAAUGAAUACCAAUUUACGUAUCUGCGGAUCUUGCCGUCGAGAAAUUGAAAGACGGGCUAGAAGAGGUGAAAAACUAAUCAUCGCUGAAAACUCGGAAACUGUUGUUGGAAGGGUUUUGCCUGAAGUACCCAGCCUGUCAACGAGACCAUCAACAAUAUCAGUGGCCACAACUGCAACAACUGAUGAUGAAUUUUCGCGAUCUGUUAACAUCGAAAUAUUCAAACGAGGAAUUGCUGGGAUUCAAGUUUCACCGAUUGAUGCAAAGAAGUCAAACAACGUUUAUUAUCCUGAACAUGAAAUUAAGGAAAUAAACCAAGGAGUGAGGAAGCAUCUUUUCCAACUAGGACCGCAGGAGGACCAAACAAGUGCAACACAGGAUUUUAAAGAAAUAAUUCUUCAAUUGAAAGAAACAUUUGACAGACAAGAUACCACAAGGAGUGAAAAACUACAGAUUUUAACUGUGUUGCCCAAGUCAUGGACAAUACAAAAAAUAAUGGAUUAAUUUAACACCACAAGGUACUUCGCAACAGCAGCUAAAGAAUUAUUUGAAACUGAUGGAGCACAUUCAAGCAGUUCACAGAAGAUCAGGCCAUGGCUUAAAUGAUGCAACGAAGGAACUUGUUGUUCAUUUUUUUUGAGGAUGAUGAAACAAGUCGGGUGAUGCCUGGCCAGAGAGACUACGUGUCAGUGAAAAACGAUGGAAAGCGGAAAGCAAUACAGGUUAUUGAUGUCGACACUUAAAGAAACAUACAAAAGAUUUAAGGAAAAAAUGAGGUAAAAAUUGGAAUUUCUUCAUUCGCGAAACUUCGUCCUAAAUACUGCAAACUUUUAACCAGUUCAGGAUCGCAGGAUCAGCAUAUUGUUAUCUUAGAUGUUGUGAGGAUUGUCCAAACAUUUCGUCAAUUGAGGAUUUUUUAACACAGCAAUUAGAAGAAAAAAUGAUUGAUUAACUGUCAUCCGAACAGUGGGUAACUAUUGAAAGAUGUGGUAUACAAACUAUUGUUAAAGAGCCUGAAGAUUUUGUUUCAUAUUUUUGUGAAAAAUUACUCAAAUUGAUAUCGCAAGAUUUCAUUAAAACAGAACAAUCUAAAUUCUUUAAAAAAACGAAAAACAAUUUGCAAGUAGGGGAAUUUUUAGUCAUUUGUGAUUUUUUUGAAAAUUACUCCUUUGAACUGCAGGAUGAAGUACAAUCUCAUCAUUGGAAUGUACAACAAGCUACUAUCUAUCCAUUUGUUAUAUACUAUAAAGAAAACCCGCAACAUUUUAGUUUCAUAAUUAUCUCAGAAGAGUUGACACACGAUGCAGUAACAGUACCUGUUUAUUUCCAAAAUGAUUACUUUUUUACGUACAGAUCAGAGAAAAAUAGUGAAGAAGAUUUAUUUUAUGUCUGACGGAGCUGCUUCACAGUACAAAAACCGUAAGAAUUUUUCUAGUCUCUGCAAGUUCAAGUAUAUGUAUGAAAUUGAAGCUGAAUGGCAUUUCUUUGCGACAUCCCAUGGCAAAAGACCGUGUGAUGGUAUUGGAGGUACGAUAAAGCGCAUGGCUACACGAGCUAGUUUAGCCAGAGAACGUGAACAUCCAAUUAAAAAUGCCAAAGAAUUAUAUAACUGGGCAAAUAAUCGAAAGGAGGAAGAGUUGAUCAUUUGAAGAAUAUAAAACUAUGGCGGCAGAGUUUAAUGAACAAUAUUGUGAAAAAAAUUUCACUCAUUUAUUCCUAUAUCUGAAAAUAAAAUUAAAGCAAAAUUGUUCUUAAACUGUUCAGAUCAUGAUGCAAAGGUUUUUAAUUUGUUUAAAUAGACGUAUUAAGUAUUAGUGUUAUAUGAUGUGAACUAAAUAAAUACCUAAGAACACCAUUUUAUUUAAUACAUUUUUAUUUAUGAAAUGAAUGCCAUAAUUUGCGAAUGGAAUUACUAAUCUCGGAUACUCGAUUUGACGCAACUGGGAACUCA